Messenger RNA from Lycium barbarum (goji berry), 761 nucleotides. RefSeq lists its product as uncharacterized. The transcript has 2 exons. The record is from RefSeq and is a predicted model, not a curated record. NCBI's taxonomy places the organism in Eukaryota, Viridiplantae, Streptophyta, Magnoliopsida, Solanales, Solanaceae. The coding region runs from base 144 to 740 and encodes 198 amino acids.
ACUCCACCAAAUAAAGCAGAACACUUUUUCUUUUUAACUUGUUUUUUAACCAUUCUCUGUCAUCUUUUUGUGCUCUAUAUAAAUUAAUUAUCAUAUUUUCUUGUGUCCUAAACUUUGUGUUUUCUACAAAAGAGAUAGGGUCAAUGAAGAGCAAGUUCUUUCUGUGUUUUCGUCCCAUUGUCGAGGACUCUGUUCUUCACAACCACGCUGUUGAUCACUCUUCUUCAAGUAUUAUCACAAAAAGACGUGAGAAAAAUGAUCAAUUGUUUGAGCCGAAAUGCAGCAGGCAAAAUAGAAGGGACAAGUUUUUCAAAGCAUUAAAAGGUCAAUCAAGGAAGCCAGAAAAAAUGAUCUUGAAGGGUAAUAGUAACCAUCAAAAGGAAAUUACUUCAAUUGGCACUUUAUCCAAGGGAAAUCAGUCAUCAAGGAAAAGUUCAUACAACCACAGAGAAGCCACAACAAAUACUUCAACAUCAUGUGAUGAAAUCAAGAAAUCUAGUACGAGUGUUAAUUUGAUUGUUUUCACCUUAUUUUUGACCAUUUAUUUUGGUAGGGUUUAUGCUAUAUUUUUAACGUCAUUAUGGGUUCUAUUGUUCUCCCUGGUGCCGAAGUCAAUUUGCAGUACCCUGAUAAAAUUGUUAUUAGCUGGAUUUGUAGAAGAAAACAAAGCUAUAAUGUUGCUCUUUAAUUUUGAGAUGGGAAAGGAAAAACACAUGCAAUGUACAGAUACAAAAACCUAGUAUGCCCGACAUUUCUUUUGU